UACAUAAGUUCAGAAUUAAUCUGACAUCUAAGAUAGCUUUUCCCUUCAGAAACCAUGGAGCUUAACACCAAAAAUAUUGUAUCACCUAUGUUCUUAUCCUUCUUCUUGUUCAUAGUAUUUAUCCUAUUUUUCAAAUCAAAAAAACCAAAACCUUCAAACUCCAAGUUACCACCAGGUCCACCAACACUACCUAUUAUAGGAAACUUGCAUCAAAUUGGUUCAAUGCCUCAUCAUAGCCUAACAAAAUUAUCACAAAAAUAUGGACCAAUAAUGCAUAUAAAACUAGGUGAAAUUUCAACCAUAGUUGUUUCUUCACCUGAAAUUGCAAAACAAAUAAUGAAAACACAUGACAACAAAUUUUCAGAUAGGCCACAUCUUCUAGCUGCUGAUAUUAUAACCUAUGGUUCUAAGGGCAUGACAUUUUCACCUUAUGGUAGUUAUUGGAGACAAAUGAGAAAAAUUUGCACCUUUGAACUAUUAACACCAAAACGUGUUGAAUCAUUUCAAUCAAUUAGGGAACAAGAAGUGUCAAAUAUUGUCAAAGAGAUAGGUUUGAGUGAAGGGUCAUGUAUUAAUCUUAGUAAGAUGAUUAAUUUAUUUUCUUUUGGUUUAACAUCAAGAAUUGCUUUAGGAGGAAAAUCUGAAGAUCAAGAAGCUUUUAUGGUUGCUAUGAAGGAUGUUUUGAAACUAGUUGGUGGUUUUUCUAUGGUUGAUUUGUUUCCUUCAUUUCAAGUGCUUCAUUUUUUGACAGGGGUAAAAGCUAAAGCUGAGGAGGUGCAUAAAGAAAUUGAUAGGAUUCUUGAGAAAAUUUUAAGGUAUCAUCAAUUGGAUACAAGUUUAGAAACAAAGAAAAUCAAUAGAAAAGAUGGUGAAGAUUUAGUUGAUGUAUUACUAAGGCUUCAGAAGCAGAACAAUCUUGAGCAUCCUUUAUCUGACAGCAUUAUCAAAGCAAACAUGUUGGAUAUCUUUAGUGCGGGAAGUGGUACAUCGGCCAAAACCUCAGAGUGGGCGAUGUCGGAACUUAUCAAAAACCCUAGAGUGAUGGAAAAGGCACAAGCCGAGGUAAGAAGGGUGUUCGAUGCAAAAGGUCAUGUAGAUGAAGCAAACAUUCACGAACUAAAAUACUUAAAGUCGGUAAUAAAAGAAACAUUUCGUCUGCAUGGUCCCGUUCCAUUGUUACUACCAAGGGAAUGCAGUGAAAGUUGUGAAAUAAAUGGAUAUGAAAUACCAGCUAAGACUAAAGUCAUAGUUAAUGCGUCUGCAAUUGGAAUGGAUCCAAACUACUGGAAUGAACCGAAGAAAUUUUAUCCAGAAAGGUUCAUUGAUAGCUCAGUUGAUUACAAAGGUGUGGAUUUUCAGUUUAUUCCAUUCGGUGCUGGGAGAAGAAUGUGUCCUGGAAUUACGUUUGGCAUUGCUAAUGUUGAAAUCUUACUAGCAAAUUUGCUUUUCCAUUUCGAUUGGAAAAUGGUUGAUGGAAAUAAGGCUGAAGAACUUGACAUGACUGAAUCGUUUGGUUUGUCGGUUAGAAGGAAACAUGAUUUGUGCUUGAUUCCGAUUAUGUAUCAUUCGUCUCCUAAGUUGUAGUUAAAUAAAAUUGUUUCGAAGUUUAUGUAUGAAUUAAAAUAGUUUAGAUACAAAUAUCUAUCUUUGAGGUUUUGUUGAAAACAAGAUAACAAAACUAGAAGAACAGUUUGUCCACCGACGAAUUGAUCGAGUGUGCAUGUUAAUAGGAAAGUAGUAUCUGCCAUUUACCGGCUGAGAGAAUACAUUAUGUCACUUACUAUGAACGAUCGUCUUUUGUUUACUAAGAGAACGUAAAAAAUAGUUAAAGUCUGUUUCAUCAA
Messenger RNA from Medicago truncatula (barrel medic), 1844 nucleotides. Its product is annotated as cytochrome P450 71D10. NCBI's taxonomy places the organism in Eukaryota, Viridiplantae, Streptophyta, Magnoliopsida, Fabales, Fabaceae. Gene Ontology annotation, molecular function: monooxygenase activity; heme binding; iron ion binding. The coding region runs from base 55 to 1584 and encodes 509 amino acids. The transcript is spliced from 2 exons. The record is from RefSeq and is a predicted model, not a curated record.